AUGUCUGAAGGAGCAGGGUGGGCACGAAAUCCAUGUGUCAUGAGGCCUGUGAAAUUGUUUGUGCCUUGUGGCUUGGUCAAAAUCGUCAAGACUCAAUUGGAAAGCAACAGUGAAAAGUUUACCAAGCCCAAGAUAUCCACAUCAGAUGACAUCAAAUUUCGUGUCGUUUCUUUCAAGUUUCGCUUCGAGUACUCACAAGCAAGGCAAGAGAAUGGAUGUGCCAUUCCAGAAGAUCUGGACGUGUUGGACUUGUGCGGUUUAGCGGAAUUCGCUACGGAGGUUCGAGUGUUGACGUACGAUGCACUCAAUGAGCAUGAACAAAUGAGCGCUAUUCCACACUACCGUGAUGGCUCAACAGUCGAGAGUCCGUUUACCAAAGUUCUCAGAGAUUGGUUUCAUUCAGGUCUGAUGACAGAGAUCAAUUUGAGGACUAAGGAGGGCGUGCACGAGGAUUUACAAACGCUUGAGAAAAGCCUACGGUCCUACACUAUCUAUCCUCCAUUGAUGCUACUAGCCAACAAUUGCUUUAAAGACUGGCCAAGAAAUCUGGUGGACAUUCUCCGGUCCGAACGUGGCACGAAACUAUACGAGUUACUCUGCGAAACAUUUAAAGUCACCCACAUCGGCCUUCGAGGCGAAAUUUCACCGAUGAUUUCCCACGCCGGAAAGUGUUCAAAUACAGCAGUGUCAAACUGCGUGUUGGUAAAUGUUCGAAGAUCACCCGUAUCAUUUACACCACUCUACGGCGAUUUUGGGCCUUUGUUACUGCUCACUCAACGCCCAAGCCAGGACGACUUUGCACAGGCAUUUUGGUGUUCGGUACGACAGAAUGGUAUCAUUCAAACUUGGGCGCCACGGUACACGAUGUUUGCUCGUGGCAACAUCUCUGAGAAAAGCCGAGUAACAGAGCUUGAGUCACUAAAACCAGAAAGACUAGGGUGUGCAAUCGGACAUACAAGCGCUGUAGACUUGUACGCUGGGAUCGGUUACUUUGCUUUCAGUUAUGUGAAGGCAGGUGUUUCUACUGUACUCUGUUGGGAAAUCAAUCCUUGGAGUGUCGAGGGAUUGCGACGGGGCUUUAGGGCAAAUAGUUGGCCCUUGCUAUCUCUCCGACAUGGUGAAAGCAUUGACUUUUCGGCAAUAGAGUCGAGCAAAAUGAUAGUGUUUGAAGAGAGCAAUGAAAACGCUUCAGAAAGACUUGAUUCGAUCAGACAGAGAAUUGCGCCUGUCAGACACGUCAAUUGUGGCUACCUUCCUAGCUCACAAUCAAGCUGGAAGACAGCAAUCGAAGUUCUCGACAAAAAACAGAUUGGCUGGAUUCACGCUCACGAGAAUGUUGCAAAGGAUGACAUUGGAAAGCGAAAAGCACAAAUCGUCUCUAUCUUCGAAGGACUAGUUGCAGAGUCAAGAAGUCAGAGAAAGCUAGUGAAUAGCCGGGUAGUGUGCGAGCACCUUCAGCGCGUGAAAUCAUAUGCACCAGGUGUUAUACAUUGCGUUUUCGACAUAGCAAUCGUGCCAAUAUAG
Messenger RNA from Bacidia gigantensis, 1524 nucleotides. RefSeq lists its product as uncharacterized. Gene Ontology annotation, molecular function: tRNA methyltransferase activity. The transcript has a single exon. Gene Ontology annotation, cellular component: cytoplasm. Gene Ontology annotation, biological process: tRNA methylation. Bases 1 to 1524 code for a protein of 507 amino acids. NCBI's taxonomy places the organism in Eukaryota, Fungi, Ascomycota, Lecanoromycetes, Lecanorales, Ramalinaceae. The record is from RefSeq and is a predicted model, not a curated record.